This is a messenger RNA of Saccharomyces kudriavzevii IFO 1802, 528 nucleotides long. RefSeq names its product Alb1p (gene ALB1). The transcript has a single exon. The coding region runs from base 1 to 528 and encodes 175 amino acids. The record is from RefSeq and is a predicted model, not a curated record. NCBI's taxonomy places the organism in Eukaryota, Fungi, Ascomycota, Saccharomycetes, Saccharomycetales, Saccharomycetaceae.
AUGCCAUCUAAGAACUCCAUCAACAGACCUAAACUGACUCCAAACGUGCACCAUAAGGUGCACUCUUUAAAUAAGAAAAGGGCUCAAAGAGAAAGAGCAGGUCUCUUGAAACCAGCUAGAUCUAGCGCCAAUUCCAAAUCUGGGGAAAUUAAAUCUGUAGCUUUGGAUCUAUAUUUCGAAAACAAGAAGAGCGAAAGCCAGGGUUCUACUGCUGUCACGUUACCAAACACAGCAUCACCCCCAGCUUCCAUCACUACUAGAACGCUUUCCAAAAAAAGAGCUAAAAAGAUCGAGAGAAAUUUGAAGUAUGCUGCCCAAAGAAAGCUAUUGGUGGACGCAAGCGCCAAACUAGAAGACGGAAUGGAUAUUGACCUAGACAGCUCUAAGAAGGUGAAAGAAAAUGGAAAGAAGAGCUCCUUGACCUUGGUGAAGGAAGCUUUGUGGAGUGUUAUUGACGAUGCUGCGUCCCACGGUUUGAUCAUCGAAAACGGACAAGGCACCACUUUGGGCGGUCCAGUCUUCCCAUGA